Myotis davidii is the source of this 1156-nucleotide messenger RNA. RefSeq names its product probable methyltransferase BTM2 homolog. The record is from RefSeq and is a predicted model, not a curated record. NCBI's taxonomy places the organism in Eukaryota, Metazoa, Chordata, Mammalia, Chiroptera, Vespertilionidae. The coding region runs from base 84 to 740 and encodes 218 amino acids. Gene Ontology annotation, biological process: negative regulation of TORC1 signaling. The transcript has a single exon.
UAAAGUUUGUAUUAAAUAGAAAUGCUUUGAAAUAGUUUGGUAUAAACUCUGUGUAAUAAGGUGGAAGUAAUUUUUGAAUUCUAAUGUGCCUUGUUUUUCCACUUCUGCAGAGUGUAUAUAAAUGUGACUUCCUGAACUUGCAGCUUCAGCAACCACUCCAGCUUGCGCAGGAUGCUAUAGAUGCCUUUUUGAAGCAGCUGAAAAACCCUAUUGAUUCUCUUCCUGGAGAACUUUUCCAUGUGGUGGUUUUCUCGCUCCUUCUUUCUUAUUUUCCAUCGCCUUACCAGAGAUGGAUUUGCUGCAAGAAAGCCCAUGAACUGUUAAUGUUAAAUGGUUUAUUGCUUAUCAUCACACCUGAUUCCUCCCAUCAGAAUCGUCAUGCUAUGAUGAUGAAAAGCUGGAAGAUUGCUAUAGAGUCCCUGGGCUUUAAACGUUUCAAGUAUUCAAAAUUUUCACAUAUGCAUCUGAUGGCAUUUAGAAAAAUAUCCCUAAAAACUACAAGUGACUUGGUAAGUAGGAACUACCCUGGGAUGUUAUAUAUUCCUCAAGAUUUCAACAGUAUAGAAGAUGAGGACUAUUCUAACACUUCCUGCUAUGUUCGAUCAGAUAUAGAAGAUGAACAACUGGCAUAUGGUUUUACAGAGCUCCCUGAUGCUCCAUACGACUCAGAUUCUGGAGAAAGUCAAGCCAGCUCCAUUCCUUUCUAUGAGCUAGAAGAUCCCAUAUUGCUUUUAAGCUAAUAGAUAAACAGAAAACCUUUCAUUCCAGACUCCUAAAUUGCCUACACUAAUCGGAAAUAUGACCAUGAACUCAGUACUUAAAACCUGGUUUGCAAAGGAGAAAUGCAAAGGUUGACAGAGUUUGCUAUUUUUUUCUACUUUUGGAUUUUAAAAUUUAUUCUUAUAUAGAAAUCUUAAAGUUUCAUGCAGAGUGUGACUCUUGUCAUAGCAGAAACCACUAUUACAUUAGCAUUUAGCACUCAGAUAUCAUAGAAAGAUACCUUUUUCUUAGUAUUAUUGUGAAAAGUGAAGCAUAAUUUGCUAUGUAUUUUUUCAUCUUUUCAAUGUUGACUUUAACCAUUGCAGUGAGAAACUUUGGGAUAUGUAGAAAACUGUAGAUUGCACUUUGAUGGUUAACCAGUUAAAUGUAUCACAGA